UUAAUUCUUCAGAAAUCUUCUUCGCCAAACCUCACACAAGAAAGUAGAGUGAAAAGAAAAAAAAUAUGGCUUCUUCAAUGAUUUCCUCUGCUGCAGUCGCCUCCCUAAGGAGCGCUGCUCCCGCUCAAGCUAGCAUGGUUGCACCAUUCAGUGGUUUGAAAUCAGUUUCUGCAUUCCCUGUUACCCGCAAAUCAAGCGAUAUCACCUCUGUUGCCAGCAACGGUGGAAGAGUUAACUGCAUGCAGGUAUGGCCACCAACCGGUUUGAAGAAGUUUGAGACCCUCUCAUACCUUCCCCCAUUGACCGUCGAGCAAUUAUCAAAGGAAGUCGACUACCUUCUCCGUAAUGGAUGGGUUCCCUGCCUGGAAUUUGACGCCAGAGGAUUCGUGUACCGUGAACACGGUAACACCCCUGGAUACUAUGAUGGUCGUUACUGGACAAUGUGGAAGCUACCCAUGUUCGGUUGUACCGACGCUUCCCAGGUUGUCAAGGAGCUAGAGGAAGCCAAGGCUGCUUACCCAGACUCAUUCAUCAGAAUCAUCGGAUUCGACAACGUUCGUCAAGUACAAUGUGUUAGUUUCAUCGCAUACAAGCCCGAGAGUACUAGCUACUGAAAACCUUUGAUGGAUUAGUAGUAGGAAGACCGGUGCAUACUGUAAUCAAGGAACAAAAUCCAAUUACUUUUAUUAUUCGUAUCUUUCAUUGGAUUCGAGUGGAUGUGCAACGAUAAUAUUAAUAUCGUCUAAUACGAUUGUUUUAAUUUGUUUGUUACCGUGGAGUAACUCUUCCCCUCUUUA
Messenger RNA from Papaver somniferum (opium poppy), 797 nucleotides. RefSeq names its product ribulose bisphosphate carboxylase small chain 1, chloroplastic-like. The record is from RefSeq and is a predicted model, not a curated record. The coding region runs from base 66 to 614 and encodes 182 amino acids. The transcript has 3 exons. Lineage: Eukaryota; Viridiplantae; Streptophyta; Magnoliopsida; Ranunculales; Papaveraceae.